UGUCGACUCUGGCACUACCAUCUCACUUACUUGUUACGUAGAGCAGAGUCGCGUGGCACCGUUGUACAUUUUCUGGUACCACAACUCGCGCAUGAUCAACUACGACCAGGAGCGCGGUGGGGUGGUCGUUCACAUGGAAACGGAGCCUCGCGUCAUGUCGCGUCUCACCAUCGCCGACGCCCGACCCUCCGACUCAGGCAACUACACAUGCGACGCAGACAACACGCUGGCUGAUAGUAUCUCUGUCUAUAUCACUGCAGGCAGCAAAAUCGCUGCGCUGCAUCCUCGUGACAUCGAUGUCGCGGCUCCGCUGUACAUCUGUCGCUUCCUCGUGCUGGUCUUGACAGCCCUGCCGCUGAUGCUCCAACACUUCCUCGAAUUUUGUUUCGGGUUCCAGCAUUUGAAAUUCAAAGGCAAAAACCUGGAGCGGUGCAACUAUUGUCAGCGUACAGAUUUUUCCGCAGAAAGAACAUCUAUUUACGGAUCAGGAGGUGAUCGCCGCCUUGGAAAGAAUAAUCCAACACACGUUGAGGACACCGCGACUUCAACGUGACAUUAAACGCAGUGCUAUCCUUCAUGGAGAUAUCGGCUUACCAUUAACAUUGAAGUUGGGGCUCCGGGUAAACCUGGUGCUGAGUACUUCAGUGAAAAUACCAGCCAAUUCAAUAUUAUCAUUUGUGGGAUAGACGAGAGAGGUAUUCAAAGUGUUGGAACUUCUUAAUAAUAGAAUUAACCGAACAAUCAACAAUCAUAUUGAAGGACUGAAUAAAUUUAACAUUAAAAUCUUUAUUAUUCGGCCGUCAAUAUAUUAAAUUUUGUGUAAAUAUUUAUUAUUUUUUACUGAGUUAGCGUUCAAUAAAACGUCUCGGCGUCAACAAGGAAACAAUUAGAUUUUACGAUAAGUCAGCAAGUUACAGUGCAUAACCAGAAAAUCGUUGUAAAAAAUCUUUUUUUCGAGUUACGUAUUCAGUGGAGUUAGUUUGCUGUAAAAAUUUGUGUACAAAUGUGAAUUUAUCUAUUAAGAGCGCGAUGAUAAAUAAUACUGCUAAGUUAUGAAAUGGUCAUUGAGUAAAUACCCACGCUUCGGAUUUAUAACUCAACUUGUCUCUCCUUGCUUCUCUCGCUUAAUCCUGGCUAAAUCUAACGAUCAAAUCGAAUGCAGGUGCUGUGAGUCGGUCAUUCAUAUAUAUUGUCGGUCUAUAUUUUAUAUAUUGUCUGUCAUUCAUAUUUUUCGCUCGGACCAAGUUACCUAUUUACUCACUAUUUUUCAAUAACGUUCACAUCUCAUUGCAAAAAAAAACGACUUAAUAAACUACUCAUCGGGAAUUUUUAUGCGCAUUUGCAAUAUAAGCAAUGUUGUCCGUGAUUGAGCGCUAUUUGUACAAUGAUUUGUGGGAAGCUGCAAUAAACUGCAUACAGGAAGCUUGCUUUCUGUACAGUGUAUACUGUUAAUUUCUCUAUGUUAGUGCUGUGUACUCGUCAAUAACACAUGUGAAUGUCACAAUUUUCAUCAGUAAUUUCCUGGAAAUUCUGAUGCGUCAGGAUGUGAAUUUAAAAGUGUCAUCAAAAGGGCAUUCGUGGAGGAGCAAACGGUGUUUUCCGCCAGAUAUUUCACCGUGUCAACGAAUUUUUCAAAACAUCCUAACGUAAUUUGCCAUGCAGUCUCGUCAUUUAUUAUACCGUACUCAAUCCAUUUAGAGCCAAAAGAGCCUAUACUGUAUUUCCUUAUUAUUAAAUUAUAUAACGGGGUUUCAUGGUUUUAAUACCUGUAAAAAAUCAUGGUUUUAAAACAAUGAAAAACCGUUAUAUAAUUUGAGAGUAGUAUUUCACGCAUGUAGAAUUUUAUUAGUAAUGACUGAUCUUUGUUUUUGAAAACAGGAUUCUUGUACGAGACGAAAUAUUCAUCUAAUACUCCUUCAAAUCCACAUUCAAGACAUUCAAUUACAAUUGCUUUACCUUGUGUAUCUGUUUUCAUAUAACCCCAAACUCCAUAUAAUCUAUAAAUGUCGAAAUUUCAUUUUUCAUUUGUCAAAAAUCAAAACUUCACUGUUAUGAGCAAUAGAAGAACAAAGAAUUUAUAUAAAAUUCGAUAUAAAAGAUUUCUGCACCGAAAUUAAGAACAGCAGCAUGGAAAUUAUUCGGUCACUUGAUCAAAAGAUUUGUGAGCAA
Hyalella azteca is the source of this 2169-nucleotide messenger RNA. RefSeq lists its product as uncharacterized. Lineage: Eukaryota; Metazoa; Arthropoda; Malacostraca; Amphipoda; Hyalellidae. Gene Ontology annotation, biological process: synapse organization. Gene Ontology annotation, cellular component: neuron projection membrane. The coding region runs from base 92 to 553 and encodes 153 amino acids. The record is from RefSeq and is a predicted model, not a curated record. The transcript has 3 exons.